Molecule: messenger RNA, 846 nt
Organism: Klebsormidium nitens
Lineage: Eukaryota; Viridiplantae; Streptophyta; Klebsormidiophyceae; Klebsormidiales; Klebsormidiaceae
Source: the annotation of a GenBank genome assembly
AUGGAGACUCUUCCGAGCGACGUCGUUUCGGUCGUCCUUCACAAGCUGGCGGUACAAGACCCCCGGUCCCUGGUACGGGCCACGUGCGCCUGCAAAACGUUCCACCGGGAGGUUGAACAGAACCGGGGCGUCUGGAAGGACGCUUUCUUUGGCAGAGACUCGAGCUUCGGGGACCACUGCAAAGACGAGAACAUCGAAGCGGAGAUCCUGGCUUUGGGUGGGUAUGAGCAGCUGGUGAAAGUUCGGUGGGAUGUACCGGGGAAGUUCUUAUCCAGACAAAAGCAGGGGCCUAGGUCGGUAACCGGGAAUGGUGGCUCGGUUCGGGACAGCUCAGAUAGGGAGUUUCACCUGAACAAAAUCCUGGUCGUACUGAGGGAGGAAGGGCGGCUUCUCUUGUGGGGCCUCUUUAAAAAGGAACGCUCGUCCUUUUUGCGGGAAGUGGGCGACUUCACAUUGAAGACAGCACGCCGAGCAGAGGGCGCUCCCGAUAUAACCGCCAUUCGUUUAUCGACCUCUCGCCUCGACUCAGUGUUUGAUGAGCUUGAGAGCGUCGUUUACUCGAGGAUAAAGACGAAGGUUGCGGAAAGGAGCUGGGUCCUUUUACCGGGCACAACGGCUCGUCGGUUUGGGGAGUAUACGCUAAGCAUACAGCUGGUUACGAUAAGGGAGAAGGGGGUUCUUCUUUUACGGCCCUUUCUGGAUCAGGAGAGCCCGUCGCUUUUGCGACAGUUGGAGACUUUUGCUUCAGAACCGCGCACGUAUCGAGGCAAAGCUCCCGAUAGGAUCUUCUUCACCAUCUUCACGUCUCGGGUGGAGCCGGUACUCUUCUUUUUAAGGAUCUUAUAG